CUGGCUAUCCUUGAACUCACAAUCCUCCUGCCUCAGCCUCGUGAGUACUGGAAUUACAGGUAUAUGCAUCACUCCUGGCAUCUUUUUAUACUUACUGAGAUGAUCUUUUAUAUACUUUUUUAUGCUUUUGUUAAGUUAGUCUUCAAGUUUUAAAUACACUUGGUUUAUAAAAUAAUUAUUGAGUGUCUGUAUGCAUAGGUGUUAAAUUUGUAAUCAACAUUUAAUUUUUUGUUUCUUACUUUGGACCACAAUACUAUUAAAUCAUAUACCCCAUUUUUCCCUCAGAUAUUUUUCCAAAAAAAACUUUUCAGACUGUGUGUCCCCCAAGAGUUCAUACAUGAAAAUGUAAUCCCCAUUGUGACAUCUUAAGGUGAUGGGGACAAUCCAACAAUGGUAUGUAGAGUUUGAGACCUUUGAGAGAUGACUAGGGUUUGAUAAGGUCAUCAAGGUUGAAUCCCAGUGACUGAAUUAUUGGUGGCUUUAUAAAAGAGACCAGAAAAUAUACACAGUCAUGUACUCUGCCUGUCUCUUACCAUGUGAUGCCCUAAACCACUUCAGGACUUCACCAACAAGAAAGCCAUCACCAGAUGUGGCCCUUGAUCUUGGAACUCCAGAACUCAAGAAGGCUCACUUUGUGCUCAACACUGCCUGAAUAAUCUAUUGCAAGGAGAAUACUUUAGCCCUGUGGAGUUAUCCUCAAUUGCCCACCAGCUGGAUGAAGAAGAAAGGAUGAGAAUGGCGGAAGGAGGAGUUACUAGUGAAGACUAUCGAACAUUUUUACAGCAGCCUUCUGGAAAUAUGGAUGACAGUGGCUUUUUUUCUAUUCAAGUUAUAAGCAAUGCCUUGAAAGUUUGGGGUUUGGAACUGAUCCUGUUCAACAGUCCAGAGUAUCAGAGGCUCAGGAUUGAUCCCAUAAAUGAAAAAUCAUUUAUAUGCAAUUAUAAAGAACACUGGUUUACAGUUAGAAAAUUAGGAAAACAGUGGUUUAACUUGAAUUCUCUCUUGACGGGUCCAGAGUUAAUAUCAGAUACAUACCUUGCACUUUUCUUGGCUCAAUUACAACAGGAAGGUUAUUCUAUAUUUGUCGUUAAGGGUGAUCUGCCAGAUUGUGAAGCUGACCAACUUCUCCAGAUGAUCAGGGUCCAACAGAUGCAUCGACCAAAACUCAUUGGAGAAGAAUUAGCACAACUGAAAGAACAGAGAGUCCUUAAAACAGAUCUGGAACAAGUCUUAGAAGGAAACGAUGGGUCGGGAAUGUUAGAUGAAGAUGAGGAGGAUUUGCAGAGGGCUCUGGCACUAAGUCGUCAGGAAAUUGACAUGGAAGAUGAAGAAGCAGAUCUCCGCAGGGCCAUUCAGCUCAGUAUGCAAGGUAGUUGCAGAAAUAUAUCUCAAGAUGUUCCACAGACAUCAGGUACAAAUCUUACAUUUGAAGAGCUGCGGAGGAGAAGAGAAGCCUACUUUGAAAAGCAGCAGCAGCAACAGCAGCGGCAAGCAGAUCCACCAGGACAAGCAUCACAACCGCAUGAAAGGCCAACCACAAGUUCAGGGGCACUUGGGAAUGAUCUAGGUGAUUCUAUGAGUGAAGAAGACAUGCUUCAGGCAGCUGUGACUAUGUCUUUACAAACUGUUACAAAUAAUUUGAAAACAGAAGGGAAAAAAUAAUCUCUUUUAAAAUGAUUUACACAUUUAUACUUUCCAGCAUUGUACAGCAUAGGGUCCAUUUUGGUAAUGUAUCAAAGAGAACGUUGUUCAUCAGAGGAAAUGUUUAGGUGGCUUGCAAACAAAAUAAGAAAGUAGAAAAUGUGUCAGCUGUAGGACUAAAUAAUGAUCCUCCCAAAAACUAGCCAAAGAGACAUUCAGCAAUUAAAGAAAUUUAAAUAGUCUUCUAAA
Molecule: messenger RNA, 1890 nt
Organism: Chinchilla lanigera (long-tailed chinchilla)
Lineage: Eukaryota; Metazoa; Chordata; Mammalia; Rodentia; Chinchillidae
Gene: Atxn3
Product: ataxin 3
Exons: 11
Coding region: 730-1662 (310 amino acids)
Biological process (GO): protein deubiquitination
Cellular component (GO): nucleus
Molecular function (GO): cysteine-type deubiquitinase activity
Source: RefSeq, a predicted model, not a curated record